AGCAAGCUUCCUGCCCUUUAGCUAUGGUUUUGAUGGGUUGGACGACUAAACAAAGGAUACCUUCUCAUCCACAACCCCUCUCUCUCUCUCUCUCUCUUCUCUCUUCUCUCUUCUCUCUCUUGAAAGUUUCCUUUUAUCUAUAAAGAAUCUUAUAAUUUUGCUUGGUUUCAUUUGUUCUUAUGUGUAUGGCUUUUAUUGAAUUAAUCUUGAUAGCAGCUUUCACUCAGACCUUUGGUUUCUCUUUUUCCAAUUCUUGAACAAGAUAGGAGAGACUGUAAACUUAGCAGUUUACAGACUAUUAUUACUCUUUGCUUUCUAUACUUUCUUUUCUUCUUUCCAUCUUUCUUACACCUAUAUUCUUCUUCAGUCUUUUGUCUUCUUUUCACUUCUCUCUAGGGUUUGAGACAUAUAUAUAUAUAUAGCAAAAUAUAUACUACAAAGUAACUAGAUUAUCUCUUUUUUUAAUGAAAUGAUUAAGGGUAUGGUAGGAGAUGAUAGUAUGUCAAAUUUAACAUCUGCAUCUAAUGAAGCAAGCAUAUCUUCAAGUAAUAGAACUCAUGAAAUUGGUAGUGCUCUCUUCCCACACCACUCGCUUGCACCAACAAACACACAAACACAACCAGCUCCUACUAAUAAGAAGAAGAGAAAUCUACCAGGCAAUCCAGAUCCAGAAGCAGAAGUGAUAGCUUUGUCUCCAAAAAGUCUAUUGGCAACAAAUAGAUUUGUAUGUGAGAUCUGUAACAAAGGAUUUCAAAGAGAUCAAAAUCUUCAACUACACAGGAGAGGUCAUAAUUUGCCAUGGAAACUAAAGCAAAGAACAAACAAAGAAGUGAAGAAGAAAGUAUAUGUGUGUCCAGAGCCUUCAUGUGUACACCAUCAUCCCUCAAGGGCACUAGGGGAUUUGACUGGGAUUAAGAAGCAUUUUUGUAGAAAACAUGGUGAGAAGAAAUGGAAGUGUGAGAAAUGCUCAAAGAGAUAUGCAGUUCAGUCUGAUUGGAAAGCUCAUUCCAAGAUUUGUGGUACUAGAGAGUAUAGAUGUGAUUGUGGAACCCUUUUCUCUAGGAGGGAUAGCUUCAUCACACAUAGAGCUUUUUGUGAUGCAUUAGCAGAAGAAAGUGUAAGAACAAUCACAACACCAACAAAUCCUCUAAUUUCCUCUUCUUCAAAUUCCCAUCACCUUAAUCUCCAUACCCUCCAAAACUUUCAACUCAAACAAGAACAACAACAACUUAGUAAUUUCAACCUUCUUCCUCCGCACCCUUCGAACGAGCUUUCGUCUCAGUUAUUCAUUCAUAACCCUACUAGUAGUAGCAGUAACAAUAUAUUUGGAGCAGCGGCAGCAGCUCACAUGAGUGCAACUGCAUUACUACAAAAAGCAGCACAAAUUGGGGUCACUUCUUCUUCUAAUUCUAAUUCUGCUGCUAGUUUUUUCAGUCCUACUACUACUACUACAACUGGCAUGGCAAGUUGUGAUUUAGCCUCACGUGAAUAUCAUCAGUUUCAAAAUAUUAGUGCUAAUAAUAGUAUUAUGGCUCCCACUACUGGUAAUUUUGUUGCUGGUCAUAGCUUGGCAUCUUAUGGCGACGACAACAACAAUAACAAAGGUGUUUUUGAUCAUUUUAGUGUCAACUCUGGGUUUAUGGAACAAAUCCAUGACAUGCAAAACAUGAUGGCUGCUGCUACUACUGCUUUGCCUUGUACUAAUAAUAAUAAUGUUGGUUUUGAUGAGGGAUUUGGUGGUGCAAAUAAUCCUUUGAUAAUGAGAGGUAAAGAAAAUAAUGAAGGAUUGACAAGAGAUUUCUUGGGACUUAGAGCAUAUCCACAUCCUAGGGAUUUUUUCAAUAAUAGUACUACUACUACAACUGGUCUUCAUCAUCAGAUGGGUUCUUCCUCUUCUGCUGCUGCUUCAUUUGACCAUCAUCAGCAGAAUCAAAAUCAAUCACCCUGGCAAGAUUAGUCUGCUUUUGAGUUUUAAUUCCUUUAAUUAAUUAGAGAACAAAAAUAUGUUAAUUUGUUGUUGUGGUUUUGUAUUUAGUUUGAAGUCUUUUCGGAAGGGAGCUAAGCACCCUUCCUUAAUUACGUACUCAGCUUUAUUUAUUAUAUACUCAUCCUUUCAGUUAUUCACUUCAA
This is a messenger RNA of Nicotiana tabacum (common tobacco), 2130 nucleotides long. RefSeq lists its product as uncharacterized. The record is from RefSeq and is a predicted model, not a curated record. Gene Ontology annotation, molecular function: DNA-binding transcription factor activity. Lineage: Eukaryota; Viridiplantae; Streptophyta; Magnoliopsida; Solanales; Solanaceae. Gene Ontology annotation, cellular component: nucleus.